This is a messenger RNA of Durotheca rogersii, 2213 nucleotides long. RefSeq names its product UV radiation resistance protein and autophagy-related subunit 14-domain-containing protein. Gene Ontology annotation, cellular component: lytic vacuole; phosphatidylinositol 3-kinase complex, class III, type II; endosome. Bases 124 to 1968 code for a protein of 614 amino acids. The transcript has a single exon. NCBI's taxonomy places the organism in Eukaryota, Fungi, Ascomycota, Sordariomycetes, Xylariales, Xylariaceae. The record is from RefSeq and is a predicted model, not a curated record. Gene Ontology annotation, molecular function: SNARE binding. Gene Ontology annotation, biological process: SNARE complex assembly.
CUUCCCCCCCCUUGUCCGACGCCCUGCAAUUCGUCAUCGCCAACGCCGAAAUUCAUCUUUUCCCAUCUUUCCACCCAUGACCGUCCUCGUGAGCCCGCUGCCCACGCAGCAGCACUACCAAUCAUGCUCCCCGAGAACCGGCGCCUACGACAUCUCCAGGGGAUAUACCUCCGCAACCUGAGCUUUACGCGGCCCCACGGCCGGGCCAUCGACGACCUCGACGCCGACCUCCCCUCUACCAAGACGCUGGCCCUGCACGACGGCCCGUCCCGGCUUCAUCAUGCGCGAUCUUCCGACAGCCUGAUGCCGCGGGCCAAUGCGCGACGUCGGAGCACCCUUGCCGGCGCCAACCCUGUGACCCGCCAGAAGCAGCUCGAGUACGCGGUCGACAGUAGAGCGGCUGACGUCUUCUUCUCGCUGCACUGUGGAGAGGAGGGAGAGCCUCUCUAUAUCAGCGAGGUGCGCGAGCGUUCCAUCAACUUCAACUUCCGCUUUUUCGACCUGUCGCAGGCUGGACCGUCUAUCACGAGACAGUCGAAAAUCACCAUCAAGAUAUGGGCCAAGAGGCAGCUCUGCUGGACCUUGUUACUGACCGAGGCCGUGGAUCUACGCUGCUUGAACUAUCUCGGAACCUUGCGAGGCCGUCAGUUCCCCCCGAACUCGCUCGUCUUUCACCUUAUCGAUGGCAUAUACUCCCUCGACCUCUCCGGCGCGAAGCCCGAGCCGAAGCAGACUCCCGCCCUACCGACCUCCUCGUAUAAUGCCUUGAUGAAGCUCUCGAACCUCGACAAUUCCAUACAGGACGCCUUGGCUACCCGCGAGACGCUCACGGCGCAAAUCAACUCUAUACUCGAACGCACCCCGCCGGACGUCGUCUCUCAGGCCCAGGAGUCGGCACAGGUCGCGUCGAAAUACGUCUCCGCCCAGACGCGCACCCUUCGCGCAGCACAGACACGACGCGCCGAGCUCCAGGCUUCUAUCGAGGCCCGCCGUGCUGCGAUCAGCGAAGGACGGGCCGCGCAGGCUAAGGCCCGCGAGGACGUUAAGCACGCCCAGACCAAGCUCCCGGCCUCGAGGGCUCUCCUCGCGUCUACGCGCGAGGGCAUCCACGGCCAGCGGCGCCGGAUAUGCGAGGACCUUACGCGCAUCUUCCCCAUCACCCCGGACCCCUCGGGCGCGGCGCUCUCCUUCAGCAUCUGCGGCGUGUCGCUCCCCAAUACGGACUACGACCCGACGUCGUCGGCAGCGACCGAGGACUCGCUGUCGGCCGGGUUGGGCUACGUGGCACAGCUCGCGGACGCCCUACAGCACUACCUAGCGGUGCCGCUGCCGUACCCGGUCUCGCCCCUGGGGUCGCGCAGCAGCAUCCGCGACGACAUCUCGCUGCUGCCGGACUCGCAGCGCGAAUUCCCGCUAUUUCUGCGCGGCGGCGCGACCUCGCAGUACCGGUUCGACUACGGCUGGUUCCUGCUCAACAAGGACAUCGAGGCGCUGUGCGUCGCGUCGGCGGGGCUCAAGGUGGUCGACAUCCGGCACACGCUGCCGAACCUCAAGUACCUCCUAUACGUGUGCAGCGCGGGGCGCGACGAGGUGCCCGAGCGCAAGCGCGGCGGCGUUCGCGGGCUGUGGGCUGGCCGGCUGAGGGGCAGGAUGGGCAGCGGCGGCGGCUCCAUCACCGAUGACGGGGCUAGCAGUACGGGCGGUAGUCGGCCUGGUAGUGCGGAUAGUGACGCCCUCGGCGGUAGACAUCGAGAGCGGCUGUUGGGCCGAGCCAUCGGGAGGGACGAGAAUGCCACGGCCACGGCCACGAGUAACGGAAAUUUAGUCGCCACCGCCGCCCUGUCUGCCGCGGUAGGGAGCCAUGACGAGAGCAUUUCCGGUGCCGUAGUCGGUGUGCCGUUUGACGAGAGUGCUAGGCUCACGCUGCGGACGAAGGGGAUGCGGGAGAACGUCGGGGCGCACGCCUGACGAGCCGGGGGGAUGGUUCCGCACGUUUUUGAAAUAACUUGAAGUUUCUGAGGUUUCGCGGCUAGAAGAGCGACGCCUCAUCCCGCCCCAAUACGACAUACCUCACAAGCCUAGUUUUCUUUUAUACAUGUACCCUUUUUGUUCCUUUUCUAUUUUAUGUCUGCUCUACUGCUCCCCGCGGCCGCGGCGGCGUAUACCACCACCAGCAGUGCCUGAUACCAGGCACACCGCUAGGAACUAGAAUA